Molecule: messenger RNA, 3140 nt
Organism: Coffea eugenioides
Lineage: Eukaryota; Viridiplantae; Streptophyta; Magnoliopsida; Gentianales; Rubiaceae
Exons: 11
Coding region: 242-2776 (844 amino acids)
Source: RefSeq, a predicted model, not a curated record
CAACAGGAAGUCCAAACUCCAAAGUAUUCUUUCGUGCUCAUCGCUGAUCCCCUCAUUGUUAUUCAUUCUUACUAUUACACCCACCAAUUCAUUCUUACUAUUACUCCCCCAAUAAUUCUUCCUCAGCAAAUACUAGUGCAACUGUGCAAGUUAACUUCAUACAACCAUUUCCUGUUUCUUGGAAAAGUAAUCUGUAGUUCUUGGGAUUUCAAUCAGAAAAGGAAAAUACAAAGAAAGAAAUAUGCAGACAGGAUUCUCGAUAAAGGGCCACUUUAAACUUGCUAGCUCAUCACCAUCACCACCACCGGCACCACCUUUUGCUCUGCUCUCUUAUCAUCAGCAUCAUCAUCAUCAAGGUUCCUGCAGGAUUAAGAUUAUUUGCUGUGACAAAACUUCUUCGUCAUCUUCAUCUGCUGACCAAAAGUUUAAUUUCAAGAUUCUGGGUCGAUCUCUGCUGGAUAAUAGUAGACGGAAGCUCACUGAGAUCGAUGCGAAUGCAGUACAAGAAUCACUAAACCAUUGGAUCUCAAGGACCCAAAACUUUUUGAAUGAAGUCACGACUCCACUGGUAAAAACUGUAAACGAUAGGAAACCUGUUGUUCAGGAUGAUGCUGGAGAUUUGGGGGACAUUUUCUUGGCUGAACAGACAAUUAACAGCAAAACACCCAGUGGAGAUCUGUCCCUACCUGCCAUUGUUUCUAUUGAGCAAUUUAGCAGGAUGAAUGGAUUGACUGGGAAAAAAAUGCAGAAGAUAUUUAGAGCCCUUGUUCCUGGACCGAUAUACAACAAUGCUCGUAAUUUAGUCGAAUACUGUUGCUUCAGGUUUUUGUCCAGAGAUAGUUCAGAUAUUCAUCCUUCCCUGAAGGAUUGUGCAUUUCGGAAACUUAUUUUUGUAACCAUGGUUGCAUGGGAGCAUCCAUACAGCAGCGGAAAGGAUUCCCAGGCUGAGGCCUCAGACAGAGACUCUUUCAAGAGGAAGCUUGUAGGAGAAGCUGCUUUUGUUCGUAUAGCUCCAGCUAUUUCUGGUGUAGCUGACUGGUCCACUGCACAUUACCUUUUCAAAGCUCUUGCUCGUGAUGAACAAGGGAUCUCAUAUGGCUCGUGGUCUACAUACAUUGACCAACUUCUGAAGAUUCAUGAAGGACGAAAAUCAUAUGAGUCCCAAGGGUCCCCCAAGCCUUUUGGAGAGAAAAUUUUGUGCCUCAGUUCAAGCAGAAAGCCGCCAGUGUUGAAAUGGGAGAACAACAUAGUAUGGCCAGGAAAACUAACUUUGACUGAUGGGGCAUUGUACUUUGAGAGAAUUGGCUUAAAAGGCCAAAGCGAUGCAGUGAGAUUGGAUCUUACAAGAGAUGGUUCACAAGUAAAGAGAACAAGGGUUGGGCCCCUGGGAACCGAUCUUUUUGACUCUGCUAUAUCUGUUACCUCCGGGCUGGAGUCUGAAACAUGGGUCCUGGAAUUUGUUGACCUGGGAGGUGAAAUGAGACGAGAUGUAUGGUAUGCAUUUAUUAAUGAAGUGAAUGCUUUACACAAAUUUAUACAAGAAUUUGGACCCAAGGAUGGUGACCAAUCUGUGUACUAUGUACACGGUGCUCACAAAGGGAAGGCAAAGGCAAUUACUUGCGCUACCAAUGCUAUUGCUAGACUCCAGGCUCUUCAACAAAUGCGAAGACUCUUGGAUGAACCUACUAAACUUGUCCCUUUCUCUUUUUUGCAACAUGCUCCUUAUGGUGAUGUGGUUUUCCAAACUCUAGCUGUUAAUUUCUGGGCUGGACCGUUGAUUUCAAAAAUUACAGAUGGAGACAAACAACCAGGCCAACAUCUAAUAUCCACUCAGGAUGCAUCUGAAAGUAGUAAUCAUGUGUUUGACAUAGAUGGAAGUGUGUACUUGCGGAAGUGGAUGACAUCUCCAUCUUGGUUUUCUAAUGCUGCAGUUGCCUUCUGGAAGCACUUCUCCAUGAGAAAUGGAGUAGUACUGAGUAAAAAUCAUGUCAUUGCUGGGGUGUCAUUGGUGGAAAAGGCAGCAAUAGUAUGCAGAGAUAAGUAUAUAAUAGCUGAAAAAACACAAGCAACAAUAAAUGCUGCAAUGAUUGAAGGAAUACCGAGUAAUAUUGAUCUUUUUAAGGAACUCAUACUUCCUUUAACUAUUAUGGCCAAUAAUUUUGAACGACUUAGACGCUGGGAGGAGCCCUUGGUGACUACAUCAUUUCUUGUGUUUGUGUAUACUAUCAUCUUCAGAAACAUGCUCCCUUAUCUGUUCCCGAUGACAUUGAUGCUGUUGGCUGCCAGCAUGUUAUUGUUGAAGGGGCUUAAGGAACAAGGUCGCUUGGGAAGAUAUUUUGGAAAAGUUACCAUACGUGAUCAGCCACCAUCAAAUACAAUUCAAAAAAUUAUUGCUUUGAAACAGGCCAUGCGUGAAGUGGAGAAGUUUAUGCAGGAUCUUAACAUUUCCCUGCUCAAAAUCCGAACAAUUAUUCUUGCUGGCCAGCCUCAGGUAACAACAGAGGUUGCUCUGCUGCUAUUACUAAGUGCUACAAUUCUCCUCCUUGUUCCAUUCAAGUACAUUCUGGCAUUUCUUAUAUUUGAUCUCUUUACAAGGGAGCUCAAUUUCCGGAGGCAGAUGGUUUUAGCGUUUAGGAGAUUUCUGAAGGAGCGUUGGGGCACUGUACCAGCAGCCCCUGUUGUUGUACUGCCAUACGAGGUUGAUGGGUCCAAGGCAUUGAGUGUAAACAGGAGCAUGGCAAAUUCAGUAAGCAUUCAGGGUAAGAGAGAGUCUUGAUCAAUUUUGGCAGAUGAUUGAAUUAACAAAUAAGAUAGAAUCAGUUUAGAUACAGUCAAAACUAGUUCCCCAAAGCAUUGGUGAAAUUUGGGAAACAGGAAGGACCUGUUUAUUCUUAACCCCUUCAGAAGCACAAAACAAAUUGCCUUAGAGGGUGCAAAACUACAAUUUUGUAGCAGUGCUUUAUAACGGUGACAGAGUGUAAAUGGUGGAAUCCUAUGCCCUAUUUGAUGCGAACCUUACGCAUGGUUGCCUUGCAUGCUAGUGAUCAAGCAGAAUGAGCAACCAUCAGGCCUAAGGUAUAUAACCUUCUUUAUUCUUUUUGAAGCUUUUUGCAGAUGUAAAUAUGUAAGCCUUGCUAACA